Drosophila arizonae is the source of this 847-nucleotide messenger RNA. RefSeq names its product obstructor-A (gene obst-A). The record is from RefSeq and is a predicted model, not a curated record. NCBI's taxonomy places the organism in Eukaryota, Metazoa, Arthropoda, Insecta, Diptera, Drosophilidae. Gene Ontology annotation, molecular function: chitin binding. Gene Ontology annotation, cellular component: extracellular region.
CAUAUAUAUAGAUAUAUCUAUUUUUUUUUAUGUAAAUCUAGUUGUAAAUCAAAGAUACAAAAUGAAAUUAUUUUUAUGUGCCAUUGCUGUGAUGCUUUGUGUGGCGGCGACAAUCGCCGCUGUCGACUUUGACUGCCCCAAACCCAAUGGCCAAUUCGCCGAUGAAGAGCAAUGCGACAAAUAUUAUGAAUGCUCGGACGGUGUGCCCAAGGCAAAACUCUGCCCCGAUGGCCUUGUCUUCGAUCCACUGAAUCGCAAGAUCAACAAAUGCGAUCAGCCCUUCAAUGUGGACUGCGAGGAUCGCACGCUCUUGCAGGAGCCCAAGUCCACUAAGUAUUGUCCGCGCAAAAAUGGUUUCUUUGCCCAUCCGGAGCCGCAUAUCUGCAACAUCUUUUACAAUUGCAUUGAGGGCGAUGCUUUGGAAAUGAAGUGUACCGUUGGCCUGCACUUCGACGAGUAUUCCGGCACCUGCGUGUGGCCGGAUACGGCCAAGCGUGAGGGCUGCGCCGAUCCAGAGAAAAAAACUGAGAGCGGCUUCUCGUGCCCCAAGGAUCAGCCCAAAAUGGAUGCGCGCGGCCAGGUUGUCAGCCAUCCGAAAUAUCCCCAUCCCACCGAUUGCCAAAAGUUCUAUGUCUGCCUGAACGGCGAGGAUCCCAGAGACUUGGGCUGCCAGCUGGGCGAGGUCUACAACGACGUGACUGAGAUGUGCGAUGCGCCCGAAAAUGUGCCCGGCUGCGAGGACUGGUACAAGGAUACCAGCGACGAUGACGACGGCACCAACAAGAAGCCCUCGUCCAGGAGCUGAGCUUCAUACCAUCCGCUGAUAUCAUAAAAAAUACAAGAAAAC